Tripterygium wilfordii is the source of this 1971-nucleotide messenger RNA. Its product is annotated as serine carboxypeptidase-like 51. The transcript has 13 exons. Gene Ontology annotation, biological process: proteolysis. Lineage: Eukaryota; Viridiplantae; Streptophyta; Magnoliopsida; Celastrales; Celastraceae. Gene Ontology annotation, molecular function: serine-type carboxypeptidase activity. The record is from RefSeq and is a predicted model, not a curated record. The coding region runs from base 352 to 1728 and encodes 458 amino acids.
GUUUGAAACUGUAAUUUUCUCAGCUGUAAAUAGACCAAACAUAUGCAACACAGUGCAGUACCAGGCACUCAUUCAUUACGUCACCAUAAAUAUCUGCAAUAUAUUAUCAACUUCGUAUUUACUUGAAUUACUUGCCUUUCCAAGCGAUACGCGUUUUCCUUAAUGGUUUGAUUUCUUUCCCUUUUUGUCUAAAAAGUUUCCCCUUUUUUGUUAUUUCUAUCUUACACAGAGACACAGAAAAGCUUCAAGUUAUUUAUUUUCUGUGUCUGUGUGUGUGUGUAUAUAUAUAUACUUUAGUGAGUGAUUUGUUCAUUCAUUCUGUGAAAGUGGAUCUGUGUCUGGCCUUUUUGGAUGGAGACCUUUCGCGUAUCUUUUCUUCUGUCUCUCCUUUUCUUUGUUUCUACGUUUCAUGGAGGAAUAUCCAGAAGAAUUGGGAGCACCAAAGAUGGAUCGGAGGAGUGGGGUUAUGUUGAAGUUAGACCCAAAGCGCACAUGUUUUGGUGGCUCUAUAGAAGUCCAAACAGAGUUGAAGAUCCCUCCAAACCCUGGCCAAUCAUUCUCUGGUUGCAGGGUGGACCUGGUGCAUCAGGCGUUGGUAUAGGAAAUUUUGAGGAAGUUGGGCCUCUGGACACCAGUUUAAAGCCAAGGAAUUCAACUUGGCUACAAAAAUCUGAUCUUCUAUUUGUAGAUAAUCCGGUGGGAACAGGAUACAGUUAUGUGGAGGACACAAGUUUGUUUGUGAAAACUGACGACGAAGCUGCAACUGAUCUGACCAAAUUGUUGGAGAACUUAUUCAACAAAAACGAUAAUCUUCAAAAGAGUCCUCUGUACAUUGUGGCAGAGUCUUAUGGAGGAAAGUUUGCAGUCACUCUCGGAUUAUCAGCCCUUAAAGCCAUCGAAUCCGGCAAGUUAAAGCUUAAACUUGGAGGAGUGGCUUUGGGUGAUACUUGGAUUUCCCCUGAAGAUUUUGUGUUCUCUUGGGGUCCUCUUCUCAAAGAUGUGUCGCGGCUUGACAACAAUGGUGUUAAGAAAUCAAACAGUCUGGCUCAGCAAAUUAAGCAGCAAAUCAGCGAAGGUCGUUACGUCGAUGCAACAAAUUCUUGGAGUGAACUUGAGGGAGUUAUUGGCUCAAGCAGCAACUCUGUGGAUUUCUACAAUUUUCUUCUGGAUUCUGGGAUGGAUCCAGUGUCUCUAACAACAGCAGAAUUAUCACAAGGAAUGUCAAUGAAGAGAUACUCAAGAUAUUUGAGUUCCCUGAGGGCUUUUCCCGGAGGGGUUGGAGAUAUUGAUAGCUUGUUGAAUGGUGUAAUUAGGAAGAAGCUUAAGAUAAUCCCGCUUAACGUAACAUGGGGAGGGCAAUCGGAUCAUGUUUUCUCAGCGAUGGAAGGAGAUUUUAUGAGACCAAGGAUUAGUGAGGUUGAUGAGCUUCUGAAUAAGGGGGUCAAUGUGACAGUGUACAGUGGGCAACUUGAUGUUAUUUGUUCAACCAAGGGGACUGAAGCUUGGAUUGAGAAACUCAAGUGGGAAGGGCUUGAAAGCUUUUUGAGUAAGGACAGGACUCCCCUGUUUUGUGGUAAAGAAAAGAUUACAAAAGGAUUCACAAAGUCAUACAAAAACCUACACUUUUAUUGGAUUCUUGGAGCUGGCCACUUUGUGCCAGUGGAUCAACCCUGCAUUGCAUUAAACAUGGUGAGUGCAAUCACACAGUCUCUUGCGUCAGACAAGUGAGAGAAUGAUAUUAUUGUUACAGCCAAACAAGGACUCUAGUUUGAUAGCAUGUGCUGAUGUGCAUGUUCUCGCACAGCUACAGCUACAGCUACAGCUACAGCUACAGCCAGUGAGAGAGAAUCAAUGGAAGAUUAUCCAGUCUCCACUAACGUAUUGAUCUAUUAGGGACAGUCUUCAGGGGCCUGGUAAUUGUAGUAUUGUACGGUGUGUGAAAUAUCAAAUUUGAGUUUUUUUUUUGGGUUC